This is a messenger RNA of Dermatophagoides farinae (American house dust mite), 1184 nucleotides long. The record is from RefSeq and is a predicted model, not a curated record. NCBI's taxonomy places the organism in Eukaryota, Metazoa, Arthropoda, Arachnida, Sarcoptiformes, Pyroglyphidae.
CAUCAUUCAUAUUUUUAUAUGGAUUCUGAAGAUUCAAUCAUUCAGCAACAAUUGCAACAACAAAUUGAAAAUAAUCUUAGGAGUAUGGUUGAUAAGCUUGUCGGUACAGAAGAGAAUGCUAAACGCAUUGCUAAUGUUGAAAAUUGUUUUGGUGUAUCCGGUGUGCCAUUACAGAAUCCGGAUCGUGUACUAGUUGGUGAAGGUGUUUUGAAUAAAUUAUGUCGUAAAAAAUUAAAACCAAGGCAGAUAUUUUUAUUCAACGAUAUUCUUGUUUAUGGAUCAAUAAUAAUUAAGAAGAAAAAAUAUGCCCGUCAACAUAUUAUUCCAUUAUCGAAUGUAAAGAUUGAAGAUUAUCCGGAAAAAGAAGAUCAUGCAUGGUUAAUUCGUUCACCAACAAAAUCAUUCAUGUUAUACGCAGCAAGUGAAACGGAAAAACGAGAAUGGAUUAAUCAUAUAAACAUGUGUAUCAAACAUGAACUUGAUAAAAAAGGAAAUUCCGAUUCAAAUAUUGAACAUGCAGCACCAUGGCUACCGGAUAAUCUUUCCAAUCAAUGUAUGCAUUGUAAAAAGACACAAUUUACCGUGAUUAAUCGUCGUCACCAUUGCCGUAAAUGUGGCCUGAUUGUAUGUGGUUCUUGUUCGAAAAAUAAUUAUCUACUCACAAAUAUAAGCUCAAAACCAGUACGUGUUUGUGAUAAAUGUUUUGAUGAAUUAACUAUUCGUGAUCGAAUGGCAAAUAAUGAUUUUGGUCUUGGUAAUGGUGGUAAUUCAUCAUCGAAUGGUCAACAAUCAACUAAUCAUCACCAUAAUAGCAGCAUUGAACAUCAAAAUAGUAAAGAUGAUUCAUCCGAUUCAGACAGUAAUCUUAACAUAAUGGAUUUUAAACCAACUUUCUAUAGCCAACAGUCUUCAAAAAUUUAUUGAUGAUAAAAAAAAAUCAUUUGCAAAUAAUACAAAAUGGAACCAAAAAAAAGCCAAAACGCAGAUGAUAUUUUAAUCGUUCAUUUGCAUGUAAUCACAAGUUCAUCAUCAUCAUGAUCAUAAUCAUAAUCUUCAUUUUAAUUAUUUUUACAUAUUCAUCGAAAAUAAUGGCCAAUUUAAUCAAUCAGAUUUUAAUGCAGAAACAUUGGAUCCAUUUUUUUCAAUAUUUUAUUUUUUAUUCAAUUAUAUUUCAACUAAAACAA